This is a messenger RNA of Aspergillus ochraceoroseus IBT 24754, 1210 nucleotides long. RefSeq names its product ATG3/ATG10 family protein. The transcript has 2 exons. Gene Ontology annotation, cellular component: cytosol; cytoplasmic ubiquitin ligase complex. Gene Ontology annotation, molecular function: Atg8-family ligase activity. The coding region runs from base 51 to 1139 and encodes 362 amino acids. Gene Ontology annotation, biological process: autophagy of mitochondrion; autophagosome assembly; nucleophagy. The record is from RefSeq and is a predicted model, not a curated record. Lineage: Eukaryota; Fungi; Ascomycota; Eurotiomycetes; Eurotiales; Aspergillaceae.
AAAAAAAAAAAAAAAAAAAAAAAAUAGCACCCCACAAAUAGAGCGAAAGAAUGAACAUCCUCCACUCCACCCUAUCAACCUGGCGGGAUCGCCUCGCCCCGGUCUCACGAACCUCUACCUUCCGCACAACAGGGCAGAUCACCCCCGAGGAAUUUGUGCUUGCGGGCGACUACCUCGUUUACAAGUUCCCCUCGUGGUCGUGGGCUGACGCCGCAACCCCAGCGAAGCGAGUCUCCUACCUGCCUCCCGGAAAGCAGUUCCUGGUGACCCGCGGGGUACCCUGUCACCGACGCCUGAACGAGAAUUUCGCCGGAGAUGCGAACCUCGAUGACGAGAUCGUGCGGGACAUGCUCUCUGGUGCGGCGGAUGACGAUGGCUGGCUGCGUACGGGGGGAGGUGGGGAGCGCCACGAAAGUCGGAUCGGGGAUGUAAGGACGGUAGACGAGGCGGGCAAUCUAGCGGAGCGGGAGGAAGAAGAAGAAGAAGAAGAAGAGGAGAUCCCGGAUAUGGAGGAUGAUGACGAUGACGAGGCGAUUAUCCGAGAGCCUGUGGGAGGGUCUGGGACUACGCAGCCGACCCGCACAUACAACCUCUACAUCACGUAUUCGAACUUCUACCGGACACCCCGUCUCUACCUAUCUGGAUACCUUUCGCCGUCGGAGCCGCUCCCGCCGCAGCUGAUGAUGGAGGAUAUUGUCGGCGACUACAAGGACAAGACUGUGACCCUGGAAGACUUUCCUUGGUUCGAGGGCAGCGUCAAGAUGGCCACGGUACACCCCUGCCGCCACGCCGCGGUGAUGAAGACCCUCCUGGACCGCGCCGACGCAGCUCUCAAGCUGCGCCGCGAGAAACUCACGCAAGCCGGCGGCGAGUCUGCCUCGGGCUCUCCUCCCAAGCUGCUCGCCAGUGAAAGCGGCCUCGAAGGUCUCGUCGAUGACAUCAAGGCACUUUCUCUAAGCGACGCUCAGAAGCAAGCCGCGGACAAGGCAGCGCAGUCUGGCGGAGACGAAUGGGAGGUUCUGCAGCAUGACGAGGAAGACCAGGUUGCGAUCCGCGUGGACCAGUACCUGGUUGUUUUCCUGAAGUUCAUUGCGAGUGUGACUCCGGGUAUUGAGCAUGAUUACACCAUGGGAGUGUAAAUCUUUUCUCUCAGAUCGAAUCUCCGAUACACUUUCCAAUCUUGUCUUUUUUUUUUUUUUUUUUUUUUUUU